GUUUGGAACAUUGCGACCAAUUCAGAGCGGAGGAAAAGGCAAGCCCCCAGCCCAAAAAACUACUCUCUCUCCCCCCGCUGGCUGUCGCCAUUUUAAGCAGGCGACAUGCAGCUGGCCAACACUGCUGAGCCAAAGCGCAGCCCGCAAAGGCUUAAAUCUAGCUCGAGGUGUCACCAGAUUUGGAUUCUAACUUUUCGACGUCUGUAGCCGAAGGAAACAGCAAAGAAUGACGAGCAGUUCAAAGCGGAAAGAAGAAAGUCAUCUGCUGAAUGGGGGUGUAAAACAGUCCACAUGGAGCAAAGCCUUCAGCAGUAAUGCUGUUUGGGAAGAGAAGGAUGAGUUUUUAGACGUGAUUUAUUGGCUCCGACAAAUUAUUGCAGUAAUCCUUGGUGUGAUAUGGGGUGUUGCACCGUUGAAAGGAUUUCUGGGAAUAGCCAUAUUCUGCAUCAUCAACGCUGGCGUCCUUUACGUAUACUUCAGCAGCUUUCAGCAGAUCGAUGAGGAAGAGUAUGGUGGCACGUGGGAACUCACCAAAGAAGGCUUCAUGACAUCUUUUGCUCUGUUUCUGGUGGUGUGGAUAAUCUUUUACACAGCUCUACAUUUUGACUGAGAGGAAUCUGUAGGACACUAAAUACGAACAUUUCCGUUGAAGUAAAUUGUCAAGACACAGGAACUCCAUGACUUGAGGAGUGUCAAUGCUCCUACAUACAAUAUGACUUCUCAGUGUGCAGUGCAACAUGGGAAUCCUAGUUUGAAUAACAAGAUACCGCAAGACCACCGUGAUGAACAUGUUCAAAUACUGUGCUCUCUUAAUUUGAGGGCUCCUUCUUAAGGAGCUCUCCAAUACACUACCCAUUUGUUGUAUUUCCUUCCUCACUUCAUUCUCAUCAUCUCUGACAUGGUUGUCUCACCACAGGGUCGUUCCUCUGCUUUAGCAGAGUGACAUGAAAACUGAUUUUCAACUGUAAAGAUGCCAACCUGAAUGUGUAUUCAUCCCAGUACACUGCUCAUGAGCUGAGAACUGGGCAAUAAAAACAGUCAUACAGUCAUUACAAUUCAAUCUGUCCAUGAGUGUAAAGUGUUACUUUUAAUUUAGGGACAAAAUACACCAUAUCAGAUGUACUAAACUACCAAUAAUGGAUUAAUUCUGUGGCUUUACAGUUAAAAUUUCACUCCAAAAUGAUGUUUGUCUUUAUAAGGAAUUAAUUUAGACCUGGCAAAACAAUUAUAUAUAAAGUUGCAUGACUGUGAAGCACCUUAUAGAUUACUGUUAAGGUUACCAGCUACAGUAUGUGUCUGGUUUCAAGGGUGGAGUUGUCAUUUUUCAUGAAUCAUUAUUAGGUGACUAAGAGCUUCAUUUUUUGUUUUUUUUUCCCACUAAAUAUAAACAAAGCAUCUUUGAAUGAAAUCUGUCAAUUGUUAUUUCUAAAAGGUCUGGUGUCCAACUAAUUGUGAAAACUCAAGGCUGACCCCUGCUGAAAUCUGACAUGUGCUACUUUCAACAUCAAACACUGGUUGUAAGAUACAUCUAUCAGCUGAUAUCUAAUCCUAUUGCCAGUAUCUGCCAGUAGAAUCAAUGAGCUGUAAUGUCAGUCAGGAGCUAGUAAUCAUCUGAGUUAUCUGUCCAUCCAAAUUAAUUCCUUAAAGCAAAGAGGGAGGAAACUUGCAUGUUGUGUUCAGAUACAAAUGUCCACAGAUUUAAGCGAAAACCUGGUCUGUGCACUGCCAUGAUUUGCUGUUCGUAUCUAGAUGUCAUUUAUUAAUGGCAUUAGUUAGGGGGGUAGAAAUAAUUUAAAUUUAUUAUUAUCUCACAUGUAGCUUCCAGAUCAAAGUCUUACCUGUUGUUUUGGAAUUAAUUUAAACUUGUCUGUAAAUUCUGUACAAUGUCCCAUUUGUCAAAUCCACCUUGUAUUACACAGAUUUAUUUGUACUGUUAUAUGUGUUAUAUCUUGUUUGAUGUAACAUAUUUCUCAGUAUUUUAUAGUGAAGAACUUUUAAAAACAGUUCUUGCAAAGUUAUUGUAACGAUACUGUUAUAUUAGAUAUGCAGCUGGUGUUUGAAAGGAUUGUAUUUUCUGAUCAAAUCUUUUGGGAAUCAUUAAACAUGGGCUUUAUUUGGCCUCCAUUUUCAAAGA
Lates calcarifer (barramundi perch) is the source of this 2134-nucleotide messenger RNA. RefSeq names its product RAB5 interacting factor (gene rab5if). The transcript is spliced from 5 exons. Lineage: Eukaryota; Metazoa; Chordata; Actinopteri; Centropomidae. The record is from RefSeq and is a predicted model, not a curated record. Gene Ontology annotation, biological process: mitochondrial respirasome assembly. The coding region runs from base 227 to 610 and encodes 127 amino acids.